Suillus discolor is the source of this 1869-nucleotide messenger RNA. RefSeq names its product aspartic peptidase domain-containing protein. The transcript is spliced from 10 exons. Gene Ontology annotation, biological process: proteolysis. Lineage: Eukaryota; Fungi; Basidiomycota; Agaricomycetes; Boletales; Suillaceae. Gene Ontology annotation, molecular function: aspartic-type endopeptidase activity. The record is from RefSeq and is a predicted model, not a curated record. Bases 392 to 1780 code for a protein of 462 amino acids.
CGCAUCGCUACAAGAGCACAUGAUUUACUGUAGCUGUUCGUCAGACAGGCUCGUGUGUUACCACGUUCCUCGAAACUAUUAUAUCACACAUUUCCGGUUAGCCAGUUCCUAGUUAGUGCUAAUAGCUUUACCAAGGGCCAUUUUGAGGCUGUUUUUCACACACCCUUUGUAAGAUGUUCACAUUAAAGGUACCGACCGUUGGCGAUGUUGGCUGCGGCUAGCUGCGGACAGCCUGCAAUGCGCAGUGCUGAGUGUAUCAUGAACAUGUAUUUCAGGACAAUUGGUUGGCAUCCCAUACAUUCGUUAUUCCCCAUUCUCCGCUGGCUUGUGGUCCCUCGCCUUGGACAUUCUCCGGUAACUUGGCAAUCAAAACUCAAACCUGAGUCUUGACAUGAUACCAUUAAUUUUUCUUGCAUCCCUCCUUGCGCUGCCUGCGGAUACGUUUGGAGCACCCACAAAUGUGGUUCCGGUUUCAGGUCAAUCCAUCUCCCUUCUAAGGAGGAAUCCGUCUCCUCGAGAUGCCACCCAACGGGGCGCUUUGGCGAAGAGGCAGAGGGACAAUUUGAUAGCCAAGUAUGGCGGCGCGACAACACUGAAAAGAAGCACUGGUUAUAAUUCGAUUGUAAAUCAGGACUAUGAUUCUAGCUAUUAUGGGUCACUGGCUAUUGGUACGCCUGCGGUGUCCUUUGAUGUCAUAUUAGACACGGGCUCUUCUGAUCUCUGGGUCGCCAGUUCUUCUUGUGGUACUUCAUGCGGGUCGGUUGCUACAUACAACCCAUCAUCUUCAUCAACUUUCCAAAACCUCUCUACGCCAUUUGAUAUAACUUACGGCUCGGGUGCUGCAGAGGGCUAUGUUGCACAGGACACAGUGCAAAUGGCAGGAUUCUCCGUUGCCAGUCAAGGAUUUGCUGUUGUGGAUGUAGUGUCAACCAGUUUGCUAACAUCACCGGUCUCUGGCUUGCUUGGUCUGGCGUGGCAACCACUAGCAAGUUCAGGUCAGAUGCCCUUGUGGCAAACUUUGGCCUCCAGUGGUUCUUGGGACUCGGCUCUCUUUGCUGUUCAGCUCACUCGGUAUACAAAUGAUUCCAGCGCCCAGACACUUGAGCCUGGAGGAGUCCUUAAUAUGGGUUACACAAACAGUAGUUUGUACACCGGCUCAAUUGAUUACAUCGAUAUUCCCGGAACUGACACAUAUUGGUAUCUACCACUGACUUCGAUAACUGUGCAAGGAACCAGCAUAACUAUUGAUUCAGGAACAACUGUUGCUAUUGACACUGGCACGACCAAUAUAGGCGGUCCAGCCAGCUCGAUUGAAGCAAUCUAUGCACAGAUUUCCGGCUCACAACCAGCCACGGGUCAAUGGCAAGGAUAUUAUAGCUUCCCAUGCUCGACGACUGUAAAUGUAGAGGUAUCGUUUGGGGGCACGACGUGGUCGAUAAGCUCAGCAGAUAUUGCGUUCGCCCAACUCAGUUCAACAGAAUGCAUUGGCGCAUUUUUUGAAACAACUACUGGUACUGGGACUCCCUCUUGGAUCUUCGGCGAUGCAUUCCUGAAAAAUGUGUACUCUGUCUUCCGCUACAAUCCCCCUUCGAUUGGCUUUGCCAGUCUCUCAAGUGUCGCCAUCGCUGAAAAUGGUGCUGGAGGUGCCGUCCCUUCCGCAACCAUUGGUACGGUAUCUGCAGCGGUCACAAACACAAGCGAUGCCCCACGUGGACAUGCACUCAGUGCAUCAUUGUCUGCUCUACUCUUCCUAGCUUUCUCAGCAGUGCUCCUCCUUUAAUUUCGAUGUCAUCUGCAAUCACCUCUCUAAUGAAGGACUCAUCUGUAUGGGACUAAUAGACACUCACUUAUUUGGAUCACGCUCACUUG